Nerophis lumbriciformis (worm pipefish) is the source of this 1082-nucleotide messenger RNA. It is a transcript of the gene rpl7, whose product is annotated as ribosomal protein L7. The record is from RefSeq and is a predicted model, not a curated record. Gene Ontology annotation, cellular component: cytosolic large ribosomal subunit. Gene Ontology annotation, molecular function: RNA binding; structural constituent of ribosome. Gene Ontology annotation, biological process: maturation of LSU-rRNA from tricistronic rRNA transcript (SSU-rRNA, 5.8S rRNA, LSU-rRNA). NCBI's taxonomy places the organism in Eukaryota, Metazoa, Chordata, Actinopteri, Syngnathiformes, Syngnathidae.
AGCGGUGAGGACAGCUUUGUUGGGUCCUCGAGUCCUUAACAUGCACAUGCGCGGAACGAACUUCCUCUUUCUCGGUGGACGCCAUGGCGGAUGCAGAAAAAAAAAAGAUUCCGGCAGUCCCUGAGAGCCUUUUGAAAAGGCGUAAGGCCUACGCCACCAUGAAGGCCGUCCGCAUCAAGAAGAUGCUGGCUGAGAAAAAGUCUCGCAAAGUUACCAGGAAACUGAUCUACAAGAGAGCUGAAAAGUAUUACAAGGAGUACUGGCAGAUGGAAAGGCGUGAGAUCCGCCUGUCUCGUACUGCCCGCAAAGUAGGAAACUACUAUGUGCCAGCUGAGCCCAAACUGGCCUUUGUCAUCAGGAUCAGAGGUAUCAACGGUGUCAGCCCCAAGGUCCGCAAAGUUCUGCAACUGCUCCGUCUACGCCAGAUCUUCAAUGGUGUCUUCGUCAAGCUGAACAAGGCUUCAAUUAACAUGCUCCGAAUUGCAGAACCUUACAUAGCUUGGGGAUACCCCAACCUGAAGUCUGUGCGUGAGCUCAUCUACAAGCGUGGCUUUGGGAAGAUCAGGAAACAACGUAUUGCCCUCACAGACAACGCUUUGGUGGAGAAGAGCCUUGGCAAACGCGGCAUCAUCUGUAUGGAGGACCUCAUCCAUGAGAUUUUCACUGUCUGCAAGAACUUCAAGGCGGCCAACAACUUCCUGUGGCCCUUCAAACUGUCGUCACCUCGUGGUGGAAUGAACAAGAAGACCACACACUUUGUGGAGGGAGGAGAUGCUGGCAACAGGGAGGAUCAGAUCAACAGAAUGAUCAGGAGGAUGAAUUAAUAGUGAGUUACAAUAAGGCUUGCAGACCUUCAGAGUAAACGUGUUUCAUUUGAAGUGGUUUAGGAUGCACAUUUUUCCCCGUCUUAUCGAUUAUGGUGACAACUAACUAAGGAUAAGCCAAUUUGGUCUGAAACCACAUCUUCACCUGUUAAACCUUCAAAUGUUACACUAAAAUAUGUGUGAAACUCAAUUUUAACCACUCUGUUUUUCCCUUUCAGGUUUGUACAAGAUUCAAAAUAAAAGUUGCAAAAAAUGUGA